This is a messenger RNA of Epithele typhae, 633 nucleotides long. RefSeq lists its product as uncharacterized. Bases 1 to 633 code for a protein of 210 amino acids. The record is from RefSeq and is a predicted model, not a curated record. Lineage: Eukaryota; Fungi; Basidiomycota; Agaricomycetes; Polyporales; Epitheliaceae. The transcript has 4 exons.
AUGGCGCUCUCUGCACGAAUGUUCCAUAUCCCCGGCAUCAUAUUCCUCUUCGUCGCCUUCGUCCUCCUCUUCCUCGUCUCCGUCUCCCUCCCCUUCAUCAACGCCCUCGACUUUGUUCGGUCCAUAUCACCGACGGCAGCCCUGUUGGCCGGCUGCUGGUAUGAGAACACCGGCAACGCCGUCUGCAGCUCCGCCAGCAACGCAUACAACACCGUCAUCUUCGCCAACAACAACAAGAAGGACUUCAUCACUAUUGCCCCGUCCUGGACGCGGGGCUCGCCAUCCACCCCGUCGGUGCCGACGGGCGUGACCUUCAUCGCGUUCCUGCUCUCGCUCUCCGCGCACGUCAAGAUGACGCUCCUCGCGUCUCUCACCUCCUUCCUCGCCGCGACGCUCACGCUCAUCGCCUUCGCGGUCGACAUCGCCUCUUCGUGUUCGUCAAGCACGAGAUGGGCAAGCUCGACGGGUCGCAGCCAACACCGACACCGCGGCCGGGUUCUGGCUCACGUUCGUCGCCUUCCUCCUGCUCUGCUUCGCGGCUGCACCGUCUGCUUCGGCCGGCGCCGCGGCCGCGACGACGGCGCGACGACGUACUCGUGGAAGGACCGCUUCCGGCCCAAGUUCGCCAGCUGA